UGGGGGCCGGUUUGACUCUUCCGUGGAUCUUUCCCCACCCCGGUCUCUUCUCUGCUUCGGCUCUGCCACGACACCAUGACUUUUGCGGACAUCUUGGACAAUUUAGGAGGGAUGGGGCGUUUCCAGAGGACGCUGGUGACUUUCCUAGCCAUCCCACUGCUGAUGCUGGCCAGCCACAACCUCCUGCAAAAUUUCACUGCCGGGAUCCCGCAGCAUCGCUGCCAGGUCCGCCUCGCCUCCAAUUACACACGCCAGGGCAACAGCACCCUCCGAAACCUGGCAGCCGAUCAGCUGCUCCGGAUCUCCAUCCCGACGGACAGGAAUCAACAAGCCGAGAAAUGCCGGCGUUUCGUGGCCCUGCAGUGGCAGUUCCUGGACCCGAAUGCGACUCUUAGCAACGAGACCGUGUUUGACACUGAAGCAUGUUCAGACGGUUGGACCUACGACCGGACCUUGUUCACCAACACGAUCGUCAGUGAGUGGAAUCUAGUGUGCGAAUCCCGGUCACUGAGGCAAAUGGCCCAAUCCAUUUACAUGGCCGGCGUGUUGAUCGGAUCGCUGCUGAUCGGAAGUCUCUCAGACAGGUUUGGCAGGAGAGCCCUGAUCGUUUGGUGCUACCUGCAGAUGGGGGCAGCAGGAGCGGGCACCACCUUCGCGCCCAAUUUCACCAUUUACUGCAUCCUCCGUUUCCUGUGCGGGAUGGCGAUGUCCGGCAUUUCCCUCAAUUCGGUUUCUCUCUGCAUGGAGUGGAUUCCCAGCAAAUACCGGGCCAUCGUUGGGACGAUCAACGGCUACUGCUACACAACUGGGCAGUUCAUCCUGGCCGGGAUGGCUUAUCUCAUCCGCGACUGGCGUUGGCUGCAGCUGACCGUCUCCCUCCCUUACUUCAUCUUCUUUCUCUACUCAUGGUUAUUCGUCGAAUCGGCCCGCUGGCUGGCCAUUUCGGGCAAUCAAGAGAAGGCGGUAAAGGGGCUGAAGAAGGCAGCCUGGAUUAACGGGAAGAAGGAAGAAGGCAAUAAACUCAGUGUGGAGGUUUUGAAAGCCAGCAUGCAGACAGAGCUGUCCUCCACAAAAUCAAGCCACAGUAUGGCCGAUCUGGUGCGGACGCCUGCCAUGCGCAAAAUUUCCUGCGGCGUGAGCUUUGUUUGGUUUGCCACCAGCUUUGCUUAUUAUGGGCUGGCCAUGGACUUGCAAAACUUCAACUUCGACAUCUAUCUGGCCCAGCUAGUCUUUGGGGCCGUCGACAUUCCAGCCAAGUUCAUCUCCGUCAUGACCAUCAUGUACGUGGGCCGCCGGUUUUCCCAAGCCCUGUCGCUUAUCAUGGCUGGGGUGUGUAUCUUGGCCAACAUCUUUGUUCCUCAAGAUCUGAGCAACCUGCGGAUGAUUUUUGCCGUGAUCGGGAAGGGCUCUCUGGCUGCUUCGUUCAACUGCGCCUACAUUUUUUCCGGAGAACUGUUCCCAACGGUGAUCAGGCAAUCUGGAAUGGGCCUGGGAGGAACCAUGGCUCGGAUCGGCAGCAUGACUGCCCCCCUGGUGAGAAUGAGUGGAGAAUUUUUCCCACCACUGCCUCUGAUCAUCUACGGAGUGGCCCCCAUAAUGUCUGGCAUUGUCACCUGCUUCCUCCCGGAGACCCGGAAUGUCCCGUUGCCUGAGACCAUCGAACAAGUCGAAAGACAGUCGCGGCCCAACGAAGAAGACGAACUGCAAAUGAAGGUCCUCCUGCCCUCUGUCAAAUCUGAGCACAUCAGAGACGAACGCUAGGGGGGUGGGGGAAUCAGACCGCCUCGCCCCCACGAUUGCCAGCACCGCACGCUACUCCCCACCACCAGGGCUAGACGCUAUUCUUCCGGGACACCUCAAGCUUGGGCUGCUGACGAGAGCUCACCAAGAGAAACCUCUGA
This is a messenger RNA of Candoia aspera, 1901 nucleotides long. Its product is annotated as solute carrier family 22 member 6-A-like. Gene Ontology annotation, cellular component: membrane. The transcript has 10 exons. Gene Ontology annotation, molecular function: transmembrane transporter activity. The record is from RefSeq and is a predicted model, not a curated record. NCBI's taxonomy places the organism in Eukaryota, Metazoa, Chordata, Lepidosauria, Squamata, Candoiidae. Gene Ontology annotation, biological process: transmembrane transport. Bases 76 to 1761 code for a protein of 561 amino acids.